AUGGAAGAUGCCUCAUGUCACACUGACAGCAAUGGAAACUGGGCUGGGAUCCCCUGCACCCUAGAUCAGAUAUUUCACGACUUCUGGGACAAACUAGCCCGCCGCCGGCAACAGCCGACUAGGCAAGAUAACUAUGACCAACCUCUGAAGCACUCACCUCCCACGAAACGGUGGAAAGGGCAAACCCCUAAAGAAGAAGGGGCCAGAGAUGACUGGCAGCUGCGGACGCAAGGUACCACAUUAGCUACAGCAAGCCACAAGCCUGGAAACCACGGUGAGGGCUGCUCUGCUCGGGCAAUAGCCCAGGAGAUUCUCCCACAGAGGGAAAGACCCCUACCAUCCACACACUGGCCAGUUUCACACCUUGCCAACACGUGUGUCAAAGUGCAUGCAGGCAGUCAGCCCAAGACAGGACUGUCCAGUGCCUUUGGAGGGAGUUAG
Molecule: messenger RNA, 441 nt
Organism: Pelobates cultripes (western spadefoot toad)
Lineage: Eukaryota; Metazoa; Chordata; Amphibia; Anura; Pelobatidae
Source: the annotation of a GenBank genome assembly